AUGGCAGAUGGUGAGUCGCUGCGGCUGACGCGUGUCGGGAGUAACAUCGUCUCAUACGGGAAGCCGAAAAGCAAAGGGUUUGCUCUCGUGUACGAGGGCGACAACAGCGCGCUUGCGCGCCGCAGCGACGGCACAGUCGCAUUCGACGUUGCGUUUGAGAGCAACAUGCUGUACGUUGAGACGACAGCGACGCGCGGGAGGCACAGUGCUGAAGAUGCGAUCAUGGAUGCGCUCGAAGAGCGUGAGAUGGAAGCUGAUGCUGACGGCGCGCACGAAGCCUCGCUGCUGCACUGGCACCAUAUACUUGGUCACCUCGCGUUCGAUUCUAUCGAGCGUAUAGCGCACGAACUAGCAUCGGGCAUCCGGAUGACCAGCAAGAAGCGCAUGGCAUGCGUUUCAUGCCUCGAAGGCAAGUAG
Molecule: messenger RNA, 417 nt
Organism: Peronospora matthiolae
Lineage: Eukaryota; Oomycota; Peronosporomycetes; Peronosporales; Peronosporaceae
Source: the annotation of a GenBank genome assembly